AUGCGCUAUUCUGGGCUGCAAAGAGAAGUCGUAAGACUAUACCGACAAUGUCUGCGGGCGGCUAGCAAGAAACCGGAGGCGAGCAAGGAGCGGUUUCGAAACGCGGCUCGACGCGAGUUCCGGCAGAAUCAGAAAAUCGAUAAGAAAGAUUUCGCUGCUAUUGAGGCUCUGCUACGGAUGGGGUCCCGGAAGCUCGAGCUAUACUCUUCGCCUGGCGUCAAAGACAUUCACUGA
Exophiala xenobiotica is the source of this 234-nucleotide messenger RNA. RefSeq lists its product as uncharacterized. NCBI's taxonomy places the organism in Eukaryota, Fungi, Ascomycota, Eurotiomycetes, Chaetothyriales, Herpotrichiellaceae. The transcript is spliced from 3 exons. The record is from RefSeq and is a predicted model, not a curated record. Gene Ontology annotation, biological process: mitochondrial respiratory chain complex II assembly. Bases 1 to 234 code for a protein of 77 amino acids. Gene Ontology annotation, cellular component: mitochondrion.